Messenger RNA from Colletotrichum chrysophilum, 507 nucleotides. RefSeq lists its product as uncharacterized. Gene Ontology annotation, molecular function: protein binding. NCBI's taxonomy places the organism in Eukaryota, Fungi, Ascomycota, Sordariomycetes, Glomerellales, Glomerellaceae. Gene Ontology annotation, cellular component: cytoplasm. The transcript has 4 exons. Bases 1 to 507 code for a protein of 168 amino acids. The record is from RefSeq and is a predicted model, not a curated record.
AUGCAGGAUGGCAGCGGCUGGACGCCGUUAAUGAUUGCUGCCAGCAUCAAGGAUGGCGAGGACCUGGUUCACUUGCUGUUGCAGAAGGGCGCUGAUGCGAACCUGAAAAACCACAAUGGGCAGAGCGUCCUUCACUUUGUCGCCUCCAAAAACAACUUGGAUGUUGCUAAGAUGCUUCUCAAUCAUGAUCCCCCGGCGUCCACUAGAGUUCGUGACAAGCGUGGCCAAUAUCCUAUUCACCGGGCCGCGGCCGUGGGCUCAAUCCCCAUGAUGAGGCUGCUCAUCAACAAUAAAAGCCCUCUCGAUGCAACCGACACUUCGGGGUAUACCGCUUUACACCAUGCCGUUGCUGAAGGACACGGCGACGCAGCCGUAGCAUUACUGAAGACUGGCGCAGACUAUGGUAAAAAGGACCAAGAUGGCUGUCUGGCCCUUGACUUGGCGCCAGAUAAAGAGGUUCGCCGUUACAUCGAGCGUGCCGCCGAAGGGGAAGGCAUAGACCUCUGA